Messenger RNA from Diatraea saccharalis (sugarcane borer), 2201 nucleotides. Lineage: Eukaryota; Metazoa; Arthropoda; Insecta; Lepidoptera; Crambidae. The record is from the annotation of a GenBank genome assembly.
CUGUGACUGGUACCUUUGAUAUCUAUAUGUACUAGUGGGUAGGCAUAUCAUGUUCAGCUGUCGCGUUGAUUGACCAAUCAUUUUGUUGCUGUGAUUGUGCGCUGAAAGUGGAACUUCGUCAAACUAACACGAAAUUCAAAAGUUCUAUUGCUAAAUCGUCAAGUGUUCCUCCUCAACCCUUCUUAUCCGCCAAACACUACGUUUACAUACGUAGUGUGACGUCACGUGACGUAUGGACGAUAGGAGCUACUCUUACGACCCCGUUGGUGCCGGUGCGCCAGUCAACCAGCAAGCGUACAGAAUGGAGGCGGGACAAUUGUGGCGGCAAUAUGUCAUCGCGGCCGUCGCGAACAUCGCGGUAGCCUCAACUGGUUACUCUAUGGGAUGGACGUCCCCUGUAAAUGUGAAACUGAAUAAUACAGAGGAAUCACCCCUGCCGCAUCCCAUCACCACAGAUCAAGGGGCCUGGGUCGGCUCCUUGCUCACAGUUGGCGCUAUAUUUGGUCCGUUCAUCGGAGGACUAGCGGCGUCGAAAAUAGGUCGAAAAUGGGGUCUGCUCAGCUCAGCUAUCCCUCUGUUCCUUGGCUGGAUACUGGUCGCGGCUGCCACCAACAUCGGUCUCAUAUAUGGCGGCAGGAUAUGCUGGGGCGUCGCCGUCGGAAUGAUCUUCGCUAUUUCACCUAUGUACUGCGCUGAAAUUGCUACGGACGAGUCCCGAGGUGCACUGGGUUCUUUCCUGCAGUCGUUCAUCACAGUGGGUUUCCUGCUGGUGUAUGGCAUCGGGCCGUUCGUCUCCUACUCGGUGGUGGCGUAUGUGGGCGUGAUUUUCGUGGGGGUCUUCGCAAUAGGAUUUUUCUUCAUGCCAGAGACACCUACAUACCAUUUGACUAAGAACAACCGCGAGGCGGCCGGGGAGUGCCUGGCGACGAUUCGCGGCCGGUCGCUAGCCGCUGUUCAGCCGGAGCUGGACAAGCUGGAGGCAGAGGUGAAGGCCGCGCAAGCCAAGACUGCCACGAUCGCGGACGUGUUCCGCGGCGGCAACUUCAAGGCGUUCUACAUCUCCUGCGCGCUGGUGUUCUUCCAGCAGUUCUCCGGCAUCAACGCUGUGCUCUUCUACAUGACCGACAUAUUCCAGGCGGCUGGAUCCUCACUGGAUUCCUCUAUUGCCACAAUUAUCAUCGGAGCAGUUCAGCUUAUAGCUUCGUGCAUCACUCCGUUCGUGGUGGACAGACUCGGCAGGAGGAUCCUGCUGCUCAUCUCCAGCUGCGGCACCGCUAUCGGACUGGGCCUCCUUGGGAUGUACUUCAUGCUGGCGGCGUCGGACAACCCGGUGGUGGAGAAGCUGGGCUUCCUGCCGAUCCUGUCGCUGGUGGUGUUCAUCGUCACGUACUGCUGGGGGCUCGGCCCGCUGCCCUGGGCCGUCAUGAGCGAGUUGCUGCCCAUCGAGGUCAAGGCCAUCGCCUCGCCCAUCGCCACCGCCUUCUGCUGGCUGCUGUCCUUCCUCAUCACCAGGUACUUCAGUACAAUAGCUGAGGCGGUGGGCAUGUUCACUGCGUUCUGGAUCUUCGGCAUCUGCUGCGUGUGCGCGUUCUUCUUCACGCUGUUCUUAGUGCCGGAGACUAAAGGCAAGAGCUUUACGGAGAUACAGGACAUGCUGGCUGGCAGAUCCUCCAAACUAGAGAAAGCGUAAUUUAUUAAACUUCCGAAGGUAAUGCAAAUGAAUUCUAUUUUUAUAUCGACAUAAUGUUUUCAAUAAUCUUACAUAUUCUUAUGUAUUAUUUAUUACAUUGUUAGAAUAAUUUUACUAGAUUUUAUACGGAUUUUAGCAAUGUUUUGACACUAUUUAAUUAGCGCCCGCGUUACACAAUGAUUAAAUAUGAUCAAGAUCAAAAUAUCAUUUAGAUUUUGUUUCAGUUUAAUAAUAUGCCAUAAUUGUGUAUUUUUUUUAAAUGUUUAAGUACCUAGAUAAUAAUUUAAAAAAUGUGAAGAUUGAAAUUUGAAUGUAUAGAAUAAUUAAGGUGAUUAACGAAUUUACUUAUUAAGUUACGAAAUGUAAUCUAAUGUUAAACCCAAUUAAGAAACAAGUUAUAAAAAUGUAUUAAUGCAUUUUGUGAAACCAAAGAAUAUGAAAGUAGACUCCAACUGUAUUUUCACAAAAUAUUGCAUCAAUAAUGAAAAUAAAACUGAAAAAUAUUACCUUU